AUGCCUACUGGUGAGGAAAGGCGGCAGGCCGUGGACCGGGUUCUGGCUGAAAACCCGUAUGAGGACAACCCUCAGCUCUGGAUCUUCAUGAUCUGGGUUUGUAUGAUCUUCCGAAGAAAUGGACGCCCCGACUUUUUACUGGUAGAAGAGUUGACUGGGUACCCAGCCGAGUUCCUUCGGGAUGGAUUCCGCCGACUGUCCACUCAUUGCGAUGCUAUUCUCGCCUUGACUAGAUGGGUCCUGGAAAAUGAGGAGAACUGGUACGAGCAGGAGUAA
This is a messenger RNA of Penicillium subrubescens, 276 nucleotides long. RefSeq lists its product as uncharacterized. Bases 1 to 276 code for a protein of 91 amino acids. The transcript has 2 exons. Lineage: Eukaryota; Fungi; Ascomycota; Eurotiomycetes; Eurotiales; Aspergillaceae. The record is from RefSeq and is a predicted model, not a curated record.